Molecule: messenger RNA, 411 nt
Organism: Leptidea sinapis
Lineage: Eukaryota; Metazoa; Arthropoda; Insecta; Lepidoptera; Pieridae
Product: histone-lysine N-methyltransferase SETMAR-like
Exons: 1
Coding region: 1-411 (136 amino acids)
Source: RefSeq, a predicted model, not a curated record
AUGGAUACAUUAAGAGUAAUUAUGGAAUAUGAGUACCGUUGUGGCAGCAACGCGGCACAAGCGGCACGCAACAUCAACGAUGUUUACGGAGCUAACACUACAAACGAAUGCACCACCUGUUAUUGGUUUGCUCGCUUCCGUUCUGGAAAUUUGGACAUGAAAAAUGAACGUCGCGGUCGUCCGAAGACUUUGGUCGACAAUGACGAAUUAAAGGCGAUUGUGGAAGCUGAUGAUACACAAUUUAUGGCUGAAUUAGCAGCAGAUUUCGACGUUAGCAUAAAAACAAUAUUGGUCCAUUUGCGUCAAAUUGACAAGGUAAAAAAGCUUGCCAAAUGGGUGCCCCACGAACUCAAUGAUUGCCAGCGCGAAGUACGCGUCGAGACGUGCAUUGCUCAACAGACACACAAAUGA